This is a messenger RNA of Beta vulgaris subsp. vulgaris (sugar beet), 3462 nucleotides long. RefSeq lists its product as uncharacterized. The coding region runs from base 415 to 2961 and encodes 848 amino acids. The record is from RefSeq and is a predicted model, not a curated record. The transcript has 11 exons. Lineage: Eukaryota; Viridiplantae; Streptophyta; Magnoliopsida; Caryophyllales; Amaranthaceae.
CUGUUUCAUUACUCUCCUCCACUCCACCCUCCCUCUGUUUCAUUACCACUUUUGGCAAAGGCUUGACAGACACAUUUUCGUCAGAAAUCAAACACUUAAAAGUUAAAACCCUAUAAAAUUUCAACAUUCUCAUAUUCUUCAUCUCUCCACUCAAAUCAAUCAAUUUCUUCUCGUAAUUGCUACAUUUUCUUCAAACAUAAAAAAUUCUUUUUUCUCCUAUUCUUGUUCCUUUUCUGUCCAGAAUUAUGUAAAUUUCUGCUGCCAGAAGAAGCUGUAGUUCGAUAUUUUUCUUCUUCACUUAUCGUAGGAAAACUGAAAAAACUUCAUCAAAUCAGCAUCAUCUUUUGCUUUUACAAUUCUGUUCACUUCCGAAAUUCCGAACAUUUGUGUUUGAAGGACAGAUAGUUUUGAAAAAUGAUUUGCGAAAGUGAAUGUCGCAGUUCUGAAGUAGCUUUCGACUCGAACGUAAUCGCUGGAGAAUUUCGGAAGAGCUCGAAGACUUCAUACACGAUAGGCGAAUUGUUGUCUUUAGCUGAAGUGAUUGUUACCAAGGAGUUACCUACUGAAUUUGAUCGGUCCAUCCUCAGUGAGCUGGAUGAUGCUUGCAAGUGUGCACCUGAGCACCAGAAACUGCCCAGUCAUGAAUCCACUGGCAGGACCUGGGGAGAUUCUAGUCACGAACCAAGUGAAAGACGGGUCUUUUGUAAGUUGAGCUCAAAAGAUAGUAAGUCAACAGAUGAUUCUUGGAAAACUUAUAGCAACCUAUCUCAACGUUCUUGGCAAAAGCCUGGGAAUACUGUCAUUUUAGGAUCAGUGCAAAACUCUGAACAUAAUGGCAUUCUGGGAAGCUGGUCUGAUUCGAAGUUACUAUCCACUGGAUCUGAAGUGUCAAAUCUAAAACUUCAAGGGACUGAUAGCUGUCUACUGAGUAGGUGCAAUGAACCAUAUCGUCCUCCCUGCUUCUAUAAGGCAAUGCACCAUUCAGUCACACAAAAUCCCAACACUACUAGCAAAGAAACAUCUGAAUAUGCUGAAAGCCUGAGUAAGGAGAGGGUAAUGGAGCAAAGAUGGAUCAAAGAUACUUGUCUAGUGCUGGAAGAUCAUUCAGCUGCAACAACAUUAAUCAGCAAGAAAAAUUCCCCGCCUCUCUCUCCUGUUGUUUCUGGAUCAGGUGAAACCCCCUGUUCUGCUGAGGAAGCUUCUGAAAAGUGUCUUACAGAAGAGUCUCCUGUCAAUCAGUGUCUCUCUCCAGCACAGGAUCCAGUGGUGCAAGAGUUUUCUUCUAAGAGGGAACUGAUUAGGAUGGAUCAUGGAGGGGUAAUUGAUGCAGAGAAGUCGCAAGGGCAUAAUUUUGAGGGAGGUCGGUUCUCUGCUCUUCUUAGUUUGGAAGAAGCAGAGGACAUUGAUGCUUACUUUCUUAAUGAGGCAAAUCUUGCAUCAAGGGACAGCUCUAGAGCUGUCCAGACUGCAAAGGAGGAUGAUAUGGGACUUCAAAUUUCACAGAAAAAAGAAUUGAGAACUGACUACUCUGCAAAGAGCAAAGAGACCCGGUUUGAUGACAUCCUACAAGUCGAUACUAUGGGGAAAACUGCUAGCAAUGCGUCAGCUGUGGACAUUCCUAUUGGCUCAGCAAGUUCUGUUGGACCAUAUAGAGCUUCUGGCUUACAAGCAACUUCUGCUGAUCAGGACUGGAAAGACAUAAAUGCUGCUGCCAAGGAGUUGCACAAAGCUCCAUUGACCUCUGGUCCAGAUCAAACUAAAGUUACAGCAAAUAUCUCUGACGGUUCGGAGAUUUGGCAGUCGUCCCAUUGCAUUAAGAAAUAUGGUAAAAUUUUCGAUGGCAGAGGUACCUGCAGAUCUGAUUCAAGAUUUAUAAAACGGUUUCCAGAUUAUGAUAAAUCUGAUUGUAACAUCUCAUCAGGGGAUGACAAGGAUGGGAGGAGAGUUCGGGGAGCAUCUACUGGAAAGUCGGUGCAGGAGAAUCUUUUAGGUCAAGGAAAACAAAAAGAGGCAUCAACUAAUGGUCAGAAAGCUUCAUUCAGCAAGAAAACAAAACCCGGUGUUUCGAAAUUUCCUGGCUCUCACUGUGUUGGGCGAAAAAAAUUCUAUCCUGAUGGGAUCACUCAUCAUUCUCGGAAUGGUCGAGAGGCAGAGUUGGAUAAAUUUGCUAAUCAAGAAUCUCUCAGUGCUUCUAAGGAAGUUCCUGGUUUUCAAAUAGCUGAUGAAACUGAUUCCAGGUUGGAACUCAAUCUGCCUGACGAGGAUAGUUUGAUCACUAUUGACGAGACUUGCAUCUUCGACCAAGACAAGCCAAAACUAUCUUCUGGGAUUUCUUUCAGAGGUCAAAGAAGCAUUUCUCCUUUUCACGGUCCAAACAAUUUGAUGAAAUCCAAAAGCCAUCAACAAAAAUUGAACCUGCAUGCUGACCCAUGGUUUUAUGAGUCUCAAAUGAAUUCCAGGAACUUAUUAGUCAAUCCUUUUGAUUCUCUGGCUCAUGUCAAUGCUCCACCCACCUUUCUUGAACCAUGGAGGAUUCAUCAUGAUGAUUAUAACCUAUUUGCUGCAGUUCCCUCUCCCUCUGGACAUCUGCCUAUGAAGUCACAGAACUAUGAACUAUCUGCUGAAAAUUUUCCCUCGCCUAGAAUGCCACAGGCUGAUGACUACUGUCGUGACCUUGAAAAAUUUCUCUCAGCUGAGCCAUUAAUCUAUCAUCAGCUACUUCAGAUUCCGUGUCGCAAUCAGGAGCCAAACGUGUUACAAAGUUUUCCUCUCAAUUAUGGGACAAAUGUAAAAGCAACCAUGGAUAUGGGAAAGAGAGGUCUUCUUGCUGAAAAGAGAAGCAACACUGCGAUCAGCCAGCAGGCCCAACACCUUCAGAUGCAAAGGAAGUUUGCGCAGUUGAAUCUUGAAGCAGCAGAACAAAGCGCUUACAGUAGAACAGUCAGCAACUUUUUCUGGUAAAGAUUCAUUAAUACAUAAGUAGCAGAGCUAUAGUAUUGCAUGAUUGAAAAAAUGUGUGUGAAUGUAAAAAUUGUCACAUUGGGGAUAGUGUAGAAUAGAAGGUUGUUACAGUCGAUAGGCUAUCAGUAUACAGUUCAUGCUUUCUGUUGGAGUGCGAAAUACGGGGAAAAAGGGAGGAGAACAUGGACUUGAUAAAAAUAGUUUGACAAAGUAGGAUCAUGUUCUGUAAAGAAAAUGUAAAGAGAACAAGUAUAGAAAGGAUUGAAAAAACGAAAGGUAUUAGGUUUAACUGUAAGUACCGCUUAUAUUCAUUAGCAAGUCUAUGGUACAUAACCCCAAAGAGAAUAUUCUCAAUGUCUUUUAGAAAAUUUAUAGGCAAAAUGGCAAAUCCCUCAGUUUUUGUUCAGAAUGCUCCUGUGUUUUUCGUAAUGCUUCAAACAAAGCAAUUGUUUACUUUGAAGGUCAAGUUCUAAGGUCUAAUUGCAUACUUCUUUUAAACCA